This is a messenger RNA of Hemicordylus capensis (graceful crag lizard), 9297 nucleotides long. It is a transcript of the gene ITPK1, whose product is annotated as inositol-tetrakisphosphate 1-kinase. Lineage: Eukaryota; Metazoa; Chordata; Lepidosauria; Squamata; Cordylidae. Gene Ontology annotation, cellular component: cytoplasm. The transcript is spliced from 10 exons. Gene Ontology annotation, molecular function: magnesium ion binding; inositol-1,3,4-trisphosphate 5-kinase activity; inositol-1,3,4-trisphosphate 6-kinase activity. The coding region runs from base 58 to 1278 and encodes 406 amino acids. The record is from RefSeq and is a predicted model, not a curated record. Gene Ontology annotation, biological process: inositol trisphosphate metabolic process.
CCCACCCUCUCUCUUUCUUUUUAAACCGCAACUGACUCUAGUCAAGUGGGAGAGAAGAUGCAGACGUUUCUAAAAGGGAAAAGGGUCGGCUAUUGGCUGAGUGAGAAGAAAAUCAAGAAGCUGAAUUUCCAGGCGUUUGCAGAGCUUUGCAGGAAAAGAGGGAUAGAAGUCAUACAGCUUGACCUUACCAAACCAAUAGAAGAUCAGGGUCCAUUAGAUGUGAUCAUACAUAAACUGACAGAUGUCAUCAUUGAAGCUGACCAAAAUGACAGCCAGUCUCUGGAGUUGGUUCACAGGUUCCAGGAGUAUAUUGAUGCUCAUCCUGAAACCAUCAUUCUGGAUCCUCUUCCUGCUAUCAGGACACUGCUGGACCGAUCAAAGUCUUAUGAGCUUAUUCGACAAAUAGAAGCCUAUAUGCAAGAUGAGAGAAUCUGUUCUCCACCAUUUAUGGAGCUGACAAAUGCAUGUGGAGGAGACAUCUUGCAGAAAAUAGAGAAGAAUGGAAUAGCAUUCCCAUUCAUUUGUAAGACCAGAGUGGCCCAUGGAACCAACUCUCAUGAGAUGGCUAUCAUAUUCAACCAGGAAGGCCUGAAGGCCAUCCAGCCCCCAUGUGUGAUUCAGAGCUUCAUCAGCCACAACGCCGUCCUAUACAAAGUCUUUGUAGUUGGCGAAUCAUACACUGUAGUGAAGAGACCUUCUCUAAAGAACUUCUCAGCAGGAAUUUCAGAUAGAGAAUCAAUAUUUUUUAACAGCCACAACGUAUCAAAGCCAGAAUCAUCUUCAGUCCUAACAGCACUUGAUAAAAUUGAAGGCGUGUUUGAGAGGCCAAAUGAUGAUGUCAUCCGGGCGAUAUCGAAAACACUGAGGCAGGCCUUGGGGGUUUCUCUCUUUGGGAUCGACAUAAUCAUUAACAAUCAGACUGGUCAGCAUGCUGUCAUUGAUAUCAAUGCAUUCCCAGGCUAUGAGGGUGUCUCAGAGUUCUUCACAGAUCUCCUGAACCACAUAGCUACUGUCCUACAGGGGCAAGCACCAGAGGUGUCCCAGCUGAACUGUAGCAAGCACCUGGCUGAACAAACCAGUAGUCUCGUGGGGGAGCGGACAUGCUGUGCGAACACAGGCUGCCGGAGCGUGAUGGGCAAAGACUCCUGGAUUGUGGAGAGUGAGAACAGCAGCUCGGUGAAGCUUCAGCACCAGAGAUUAGGCUGCAACUCUGCGGUGUCUCCUAGCUUUCAGCAACACUGCGUAGCCACAUUGGCAACAAAAGCUUCUUCUCAAUAACGCACUCAGCCCCACAAACUUAGAAAAAACUGUAGGUCCCAGGAUCAUGGCAGGCUGGAUGGUGAAUGAAACUCCCCAAAAAAGAAAGAAAAAAGAAAUGGAAACCUCUCUUGUUUCAACAUGAUUUUGAAAAGGAAAACAGAAUUAGUAAUCUGGGUCCACUUCAUCAGAUUCCUAUAGUGCAGAUCUGUAGUGAGUGUACACAUGCGUGUGUGUGCGUGCGUGCAUGUGUCUUUUUAAACACUAGAACUUAAUGUGGGAGAGUGAGAUUUGUGGUGGUGUUUCCCCUUUUUCCUAUGUAAUCAUUAGUGACCAGAAUUUAAAGAAUGAACUUUGCAGACUUGGUAGGGUUGUGUCUGAAAAUUUGCACACUUGAAUUCGACAGCCCUUCUUGCUCCUUCCCAGCGCACUCCAAAGAGUAAAGCAAAAGUGCCCAGAACACAUCCAUUUAUUGUGCGCUUCAAGCCUUCCUGACUAGGCCAAAGCCUGCAGGUUUAGAUUUGGUGUUCUUUACUUUGAUUGGAUGGACCUAAUCAGUAGGGCCAGUUUUGAGUCAUUGUCAUUGUCAUCCCCCCACAAGCAAAGUAUGUACUCAGUUGCUUGUCUGCCAGUCAGCAAAAACAGAGUCCUGUUUUGUUUCUCAAUGGCUGUAGGUUGACACAACACUACCAUUGAUCUUGUUUCUGCAAUAUCAUGGUUCUCAGUGGUGUCAUAAGAGUAACCUGUUCUUUUCAACAACCAGGCCUUUCCCCCUGAAUAGUUCUGCUGCUUUGGCAAUCCAGGCAUUGCAAGCGUCAGCUAGGAUUGUGACUGCUCCUUCCAUGACUCAUUUUGCUCAAAACUUGUCAGGGCUUUCUAUAUAAUAGUAUACAAAAGUGCAGCAACUUUUUACACUACUGCCCCAUCCCUCCUUCCUGUUGGCUCUUUGGGAUAAUGUUCAUGAAGGCCACAUGCAUAAUCUGUUGCCUCUUGUGCAGCCUGGCUGUACCUAAAGACCCAAUAACAAAAGUAAAAUGCACCUUCACUCUAUUCUUCAACCCAGCAACGUCUUCUGCCAAGUCUUUGUACAUCCUUGGCCAGUUCCAAAUAUUAUACAAAAGCUAACUUAGCUAGGUUUUCAGGAUUUGGGGAAUGGUUUGUUAAUGAGACAGUGAGGCUGUUCACACAAGCAACCCUACCCAAGCUUGGGCAGCCAUACCCAGGUAGGGCUACUCGUGUGAAGCGCCGGGAUUAUGGACGAUCCCGGCGCUACCUCGCCGGGUAGCCCAGAUAUUUUUCCUGGGCUUUUACCUGGGUAAAAGGGUGCGAGCAUGCCCUUUUAUCCAGGUCCCCAGUCAGGUGUCUGCUGAUCGUGUGAAUGACCGUACAGUGAAUACAUUUAAGGGCUUCCUCCUGUCUGGGACAAUUCAGCCCCUGAGUUGCUUAAGGAAAUGUUGUAAAAAAAAAAAAAAGACCCUUUUUAUUUUUAGAUACCAAUGGAGUGAUCAAACAUUUACAUGGUCUAGGGCUCAGCUUGCACACUUACCGGAAUGGGCCCUGUGUGCACAUGGUGAGGCAGUGUGAAUGUAUAUGCAUAAUGCAAUGUUUGAUUGCAUAGGCCAUACCUCUGCUCUUCCCUCCCUGCAUUGUUUUCUUUUUCUCUUCUUUUUUUUUUAAUGGGAAGGAGCACAUGAAUCUUGAAUGCACAUCGGAUGCAUCCCAGAUAACUGCAUAGCAUAGUAGAAGACAACUGAGUGCUUGUCCUCCCUCAACACUCUACAGAAGUCCCCUUUCUGCAAGGCUAUAAACUGACCUCACCAUAGUCGUGCUCCACUGAGGCCAAGUAUUUUUAUUUCCAUGGUAGGGAAAUAGAAGCUGGGCAGAGCUAGUGAAAAAUUGAGGGCAACAGAAAAAAGAAGGUGGGUGACCAGAGAUUAUUCAAAGACACAAGAAGCAUUCCUUGCCCUACCUCUAAGGGUAUAUUUUUGGUAGAACCUGUAACGGUAUGGUGGGAGAAAGUUAACCUUGUUAUAGUGCUUUUCAAAACCCUGCCUUAGAUCUCUACAGCAGGAAAUUGAUAUAAUUAGCCUUUUUAAAAAGGUUAUUUUUGCCUAGAAGUUUCCUAAGUUAGAUGAAAUCAAGUAUUCAUUUUGGAUUUCUGUAUCAUAUCGGGGUCACGAUGAUUCUCAGUGUCAAUUCUUCCCCCAUACUGACGGUUGCUGAGACAUCACAAUAAUUUCUAGGGAUUUGCAUGAACAUAUUUUACAAGCAUUCGGUGGGAAUAGAAAGUAGGUCAAACGUGGGUUUGUAAACCUCUUUGAUACACAGCCUCUUGUAAGUUCACAAUAUUAAAAAAUUGUAAUCAAACUUAUUUUUUAAAAUCCCUUUAAUCUUGAUUUUUAUAUGCAACACAAGCAAGAACUACACGUUACCCCAAGGAGUAGCAAGUACAGAAAAUAGCAGCCCUUUGUCGUCUCUAUGCCUCCCCUGUAACAUUUAGUAAGGCAAACCCCAUGAUGUUGUUGUGCUGUGUUCUCCCACUCCUGUUGUAUUUCAUUGACUGUCCCUUGCAUGAGUGGGAAAACUCACAACAGUAUGACAUUUUUCCAUACACCUUGAUGUAGUUUACAUCGCAGAGGCGAUCAAGAGGAAGGGAUGUGUCAGAGAUGCUGUUAGCAUCCUCUAGGGAAUGUGGCAGUACAGUACCAUAAUGGUAUCACUUGAUUUAUUACCCUUCUCCUUUUAUUGAAAUGGCAAUAUUAAAUUUGGACCAGGGGGUAAGUGAAAUAGAAGAUCAGAGAGCCUGCUUUAGUAAUGGGAGGCAUUUCAAAACUAACUAUGUUUACACAAAUCCAGUUAUUGGAUCCAGUUGCAGUGUCUUUAUGUUGUUUCCUGGUUUUAACAAUGAAUAAGAAUUUCAUUUCAUGGCUGCCUUCUAAAUUUUGGUUGGCCUAUUUUGCACUGCUUUAUUUCUCCAAAAUGAACUACUGAGAUAUAAUUGUGCAUUUUAUAUUUGUUUACGAAUUAUUAUUACUCAGUAUAUUAUGAAAAGUAUCUGAAGUCUUAACACAAAGCAAGUCUUUAAAAAUGUAAACCAUAUCUUGAUUAUUGCUAGAUGCAAACUUUAAUUCAUUAGCAAGAUAGUUGCUAGCUUAUUUUCCAUGCAGCUAUAACUAAUGCAUAUUCCUAGAUGACAGCAGUAUCACUUUUUCAUAUCCUGCAAAUAUUAUGUGACAAGGUGACAUUAAAACUGGGUUGACUAGCAAAUAUUUUGCAACUCUGGCAGAAAAGUAAUAUAUUUUCCUGUCAGUAUCUUGAGUCAAACCUUUCCUGGAAUACAAACCUGCUAAUUCAGAAAAGGUCCUAGGGAAAGCAGGGUGUAGAUUACAGUGCAUACAAGAUUAUCAAAAAGAAAGAAGGAAAGUUACAUUAGUGCAAAAUUGACUUCCUCAUCUUUGGGCUGUGGUUGCUCACAUUUGAUUCUAGAGAUGUUUUAGGGGUUUUCGCCCCUCUUGUGUGGAUGUCUUUCUGUCUGAACUUUAUCAUGUUGAAUGUUCUCAGAUUUUGAUAUGUACAGUACUCCUUGCCUGGGGUGACAACAGUUGUACAUUUUUCUGACCUGUGGUUAGCCUUCAGAAAAUGUUCUGUGGAUUUUUGGUGUGGCUCAGUUCAAAUUGAGAAAAUGCAACUGUGGUGAAUUGGAUAGUACCUGAACUAUCACCACCAACUUCACCACACAGGCAAAAUCACUGAAGUGGUUUUUGCUACUUUUAAAAAUAUUUAUUAAUUAUAGGCUGGGAGUGUUAAAUCAGAUAUGCACAAUAAAUAUAUAUGUGCUGCUUCUGGUCUGGAGGAAAGCAGAGCUAUCUUCUGAUGAUUUAUUGUGAGGCAAGACUGACAAUCACCCUUGGCAUAGGAAACAACUCACUGACCUUUUGUCUAAGCCUCUAGUGUGCAAGUUUAACAUCAGUUGCAAAGAAUCCUUUUUGUUCACCCUCAGAAUGCUCUCUCUAUCUUCACCUGUAAAGCUAUUUAUGCCAAGCUGCCUAUUUCCAGUUAACACACUUAAAAUAAGACCAUUUUUUAAAAAAUUCACUUGGCUGCUUCAUUACCAGAAAGAGGUACUUUGCACAUCCUCUUGUGUGGUGGGGUGCAUCUGCAUACCAAAAUCCAGAGAACGUUAUAAACACAUGAAGCUGCCCUUUAAAUGCACAUUUGUAUGUGGAAUGUGCUUGACAGAAAUGUUCAGAUAAGAGUUGAGAAGGUGUGGAAAGUCUUUUGGUCUCGGCUUAUAAAUGCUGUUUGAAACCUCACUAGAUUGCCCUGUUGAAUCUUACACAAAAGCUGGAGAGGGGUUACCUUUUUCAGGAGUGAAAGACUGAAAGAUUCUGCGGGCAGCUUGUCCAAACUGCAAGGGAUUGUCUUUCAAGAGGUAGCUAAUGUUGGGCAUCUCUUGUUUUUUAAUCUGUAGAAAAGAUGCUUAUUGUUUCAGGGCUGAUCCUGUGUCAGUCAGAGAAAUACUGGUGGCACAGAGAUAUGAAGCUGAAAUAAUUAAGAUUCAUCCAAUUUCAGGUUAAUUUUAAAAUACUACAACAGGUUCUUUUAAUAUUUGUUGUUUUAAAUUCUUUGUCAUAAUUUAAUGGAAACUAAUAAUGGAGAAUAAUAAUAAAGAACCCAGACACCUGCGUUUUAAAUGUAAGAAACAAGCAACUAGAAUACGCAUUCUAUAUCAGCUAGAGGAUAAAAUGCAAACCAUUGGCUAUUGCUUGCAUAUACUAACACCUUCUUUUUUCUUUAAUCAAACGCAAACUUCUCAAUGCUUGGGCAAACAUUUGUUGUACCAGUAGUUUAAGUUGCAGCAGGAUAAAGCUAUUGUUUUUUCUCUAUUGAACUAGCUGGCAGGCUUUAGGACUCUUCCAGAUGGUAGCCUCCCAUGUUUUCAUGUUAAACCAGAGGUAGAAUAGAAAUCAAGCUGGCAUCUUGCAAAACCUUUGCUUCUCAGACUCAUAACACACCCAGUUGUGAUGCUGGCCUGGCAAUUGUGAACAAGUAGUGGGCAAGCAUGCAUUAGAUCUUGAGCGUAUGUCGUUUGGGAAGUUUCAAACCCCACUUGACCAAAAUCCGCACCUCAUUCAGAAGUGUCAUAUCGACGCAUCAUUUGGCUCUCCUGUCUGUUCUGAAAACUCUUUCUUUCUAGCAGAAAAUUAAAAUCUGUUCCCCUCAUAGUGAAUGUAGCCACAAAAUCUGUUCCCCUCAUAGUGAAUGGAGCCACUGGCACAACUAUAGUCACUCUGCCUGUGUUUAAAUGAGCAAAGAUUCUUACUCUUUCUUAGUACCUGCUGUAACACUGUUGUAACCUAUUUAUGUAAAUUAUUCAUGGCACUGAGCUGUACUUUUAAAAAGAAGAAGAAAACAAUUGGAGCUGGGUAAAAAUAUUUUAAUAUAUCUGAAUUGAUCACUAUGAUCUUAGACUUAAAAUCACAAGGGUCUACCUCUUUUAGCUACCCCUCUUUCUUUUUGUACCUAAGGUGAAUUGUGAGAUCUUGAGCCUGGUUAUCAGUAAAUUUAAAAUGCAUCAAAUUUGCAUAUGAUAAAAAACAAUAGUUGUAAAUAAGAAGUUAUACUUUAUAUUUUGGUGAUAAAAGAAAUGUCAGGAUUCCAUUUAAUGUAUGAUCUGAGAAUGGUUUUGUUUGGAUAUAUGAAAGAGGAAGUGGUUUUGAGUUAUUUACCUUUUGACUGCAGCUAGGCUCUGUCUGGCCAAAGCCUGAGGAAAAAACCUAUUCCCCCAACCAUUUACAAAUUAUGUAUGGAGGAUGGUGUGUUUGGUCAAAUUAACUUAUUUUAAAAAGACAAAAGAAGAUCUAGUCAUACUGUAUUUUUAGAUAAUGCACUAAUGGUUCAUCGCAUCUGAGACCAUCUUACAAGAAGCAUUCUCCUUGGCCCAAGUGUAUGAGAGAAUGCCUCUUUAGAUGGCACUUGCCAUUGGGACACGUCUUUAGUUGAUCAAAAUGUUAAUUAAUUGGUUAAUAUAAUCAAUGAACUGCCUAAGUUUUUCAGCCCUAAUUAAAACUCAGUUUUCAUGAGGAUUCCCUCUCCCCAUGGGCAGAAAUUGAGUAAUGCAAAAUCUUUAGCAUAAACUGAGCAUUGCUAAUUACUUCCAAACAUCAAGUUUUUAAACUAACCACUUGUUGAUGUCUUCCUUGACUUACAUGGGUAUGAAAAAAUCCAUUCAGAAUAAUCCAGUUUUCAGCAACUAUAUAGAACCUUUCUUUCCCUUACUGUCCCAGUGAAUUCACCAGUCUGCAUACCGUUCAGUUACCUGUGGGUGGUUACCAUACUGCCCACAUUGGUGCAAUGAUUUUUUUUUAAAUUGUUCUGGAGUUGCACAAGAGCACAGUUCUGCAAUUGCCUAAAAUUGUAAAACACUAAGGCCAUUAUUUCCAGUGACCAUAUUGUCAUACAAUUAUGUAUCCAUAAUGUUAGGCAUUUGCAGAACUGUUCUCUUGUGUAACUCCAGUGGGAUUUAAAAAACAAACAAACCUGUUCCUGGACUGGACUGCAUGUUUGAGUGUUCCCUUAUGGAUGGCGGGAUAUCUGCGCAUAAACAUCUAGAAUAUCUAGGAGAAGGCUAGGUUGCAAUCCUUUUUCCUGACACCUUUUUCUAUUUGCAUGGAGUGUGUGUGAAAGUAUGUAUGCAUACAUAUGCACAAUAAAGUCAAACCCUGCCUGCAGUCUCAAAUGGUACAGUCCAGGCAAAACAGCAGAGUUGUGUGGCACCUCAAAGACGAAUACAUUGUAGCAUACAGUAAACCACCUCGUACUUCAGCGCACUUUCAGAUAUAAAUCUGUUUUCCUUGUGAACUGCUGUUUGUAUAUACCAGGUCUAACUCAAUCUAGUAUCUUGCUCUGGCUACUUGAAAAAUGGGUUCUGACUGUACUGUUCAGUUUAUUUAAGUAGAAGGGACCACAAAAAACAAAAAUCUUAAUUCCUAAUGAGUAAAGCUGGUUUGGGCUGGGGUAGAGGGAAUCGUGUCUUCCUUUCUGCAAACUAACCUACUCCACGUUAACAUUAAAGUUAUCUUCCGUUGUCUGCACAUUAACUUCCUAAUACAACAUUUCAGCGUGUUGAAGAGAUAUAUGUAGUAUUUAAACAUUGCAAAUAUGUAAGUAUAAAAUAGUAAGAUUUCUAUAUUUCAGAUCGUAUGCAGCUCUUCAGAAUGAUAGAGAAGUCUUUUAUCUCUUGUGUGUAAAAAAAAAAGUCAGUGCUGUAAAAAAAAUCGUAGUAGAUGUAUUUUUUUAAUUAUUUAUUUCUUUAGAUCCCCUUUCUAAGUGUUUUUACAUGGCCUUUAUGCAUCUUUCUAAACAGGAUCCCAAUAACAUCCCCACAAACUGAAUUUGGUGUCUUUAUUAGUAACUAAGGAUUGUAAAUCUUUAUCACAUGAUGGAAUUGAGAAUUGUUUCUUUGAUUUUUAAGGCAUGCUUAACAUUUACUGUCCCCAGCAAAAAGCUCAGCCCGUUAGGGACCAUUUUCUUGCUCAUGCCAAGUUUGCAGGAGUCCGUUAAUGUCCAUCCGUGACCCUCUGCCACUUAUAUCGUAUUAGCAAGUGUGAGUGUUGUGAUCAGUUUUCUAUUUAAUUUGUGUGUGUGUAUGUGUGUAUGCACACAAACACACACAUAAACGUGUGUGUGUGUGUGUGUGUGUGUGUGUGUGUGUGUGUGUGUGUGUGUGUAACUAUAUAAAUAAAUCUGGGGUUAUAUAAAAACCAAAAUAGAGCUCCUUGGCUUUUCGUAUGCAUGACAGACAUCCUUUUCAAUAAUAAUAUGGUGCUUCUCUUGCUUACUGUCAUUGAUUUUAGUAGUACCUUAUCCCAUUUUUGUCUUUAUUUGCCAAACACCUGUGACAGUCAAAUUUUGAUUUUUAACAGUAUAGUAAACUGCACUUAAAUAUCAUCUGUUGUUGUUGUUUCUGUGUCUGCUCUGGAGACAAAGUCGUCCCUUUCCAAACACAUGAUAAAAUAAAUGCCUUAUUACAACACCGUA